This is a messenger RNA of Mauremys mutica (yellowpond turtle), 2038 nucleotides long. RefSeq names its product eukaryotic translation initiation factor 4A1 (gene EIF4A1). The transcript has 11 exons. Gene Ontology annotation, cellular component: cytoplasmic stress granule. Gene Ontology annotation, molecular function: translation initiation factor activity; RNA helicase activity; ATP binding. The record is from RefSeq and is a predicted model, not a curated record. Bases 55 to 1275 code for a protein of 406 amino acids. Lineage: Eukaryota; Metazoa; Chordata; Testudines; Geoemydidae. Gene Ontology annotation, biological process: cytoplasmic translational initiation.
UGCCGGGGGGUUAUAAGACAGGGCGAGGCGGGCGGGGGCAGGAUCCUGCCCAGGAUGUCUGCGAGUCUGGAGAGCCGAUCUAGAGACAAUGGCCCCGAGGGAAUGGACCCCGAUGGCAUCAUUGAGAGCAACUGGAAUGAGAUCGUUGACAGCUUUGACGACAUGAACCUGUCGGAGUCCCUGCUGCGGGGAAUCUACGCCUACGGGUUUGAGAAGCCCUCCGCCAUCCAGCAGCGAGCCAUUCUUCCUUGUAUCAAGGGUUACGAUGUCAUUGCACAAGCUCAGUCUGGCACUGGGAAGACGGCCACCUUCGCCAUCUCGAUCCUCCAGCAGAUCGAGCUGGACCUCAAGGCCACCCAGGCCUUGGUGCUGGCCCCCACCCGUGAGUUAGCCCAGCAGAUCCAGAAGGUGGUGAUGGCCCUCGGGGACUACAUGGGGGCCUCGUGCCACGCCUGUAUCGGGGGCACCAACGUCCGGGCCGAGGUGCAGAAGCUGCAGAUGGAAGCCCCCCAUAUCAUUGUGGGGACCCCGGGCCGUGUCUUCGACAUGUUGAACAGGAGAUACCUGUCUCCCAAAUUCAUUAAGAUGUUCGUGCUGGACGAAGCCGACGAGAUGCUGAGCCGGGGCUUCAAGGAUCAGAUUUACGACAUAUUCCAGAAGCUGAGCGGGAACACCCAGGUGGUGCUCCUGUCGGCCACGAUGCCCAUGGACGUGCUGGAGGUGACCAAGAAGUUCAUGCGGGACCCGAUCCGCAUCCUGGUGAAGAAGGAGGAGCUGACCCUGGAGGGCAUCCGGCAGUUCUACAUCAACGUCGAGAGAGAGGAGUGGAAGCUGGACACUCUCUGCGAUCUCUACGAGACCCUGACCAUCACCCAAGCCGUGAUCUUCAUCAACACCCGCCGGAAGGUGGACUGGCUCACCGAGAAGAUGCAUGCCCGGGACUUCACCGUCUCUGCCAUGCACGGAGACAUGGACCAAAAGGAGCGGGACGUGAUCAUGCGGGAAUUUCGCUCCGGCUCCAGCCGGGUCCUCAUCACCACUGACCUGCUGGCCCGUGGCAUUGACGUGCAGCAGGUGUCGCUCGUCAUUAACUACGACCUGCCCACCAACCGGGAGAACUACAUCCACAGGAUCGGCCGAGGGGGGCGCUUCGGCCGCAAGGGGGUGGCCAUCAACAUGGUGACGGAGGAGGACAAGCGCACCCUGCGCGACAUCGAGACCUUCUACAACACCUCCAUCGAGGAGAUGCCCUUGAACGUGGCCGACCUCAUCUGAGCGCCCCCCGCGGGGCGCCCCGGGCGCUGCCCCUCGCGCGCCGGCGCCGGACACUUUUUUUAAUUAUUUUCCUCUUUUUUUUUUUUUUUUGAUUUAUUUUUGUUUUGUUGUUGUUGGUUCUUUUGAAUAAAUGUCACUUUUUGGAGGUGAAAAAAAAAAAUCCACUUUAGUGUUUCGUGGCAUUUCUCUGGUCUCUGUCCACUUCUCGCUGUCUCAUGCCGGGGGUCCCCCCCCUUCUCCCCCGUUUCCUUCGUGUUCCUAGAACCGGCUGUGCCCGGACGCCUGGGUUCCAGAACCCAGGCGUCCGGGCUGUGGGCGGGGAGAGAACCCAGGCUAGCCCCUCUUUAACUGAGGGGGCGCAGGUGGGAUCCUGGCUCCUGUCCGCUAAGACGCCCCUGGGAUGUGCCAGCUUCUCUCCCCGCUCCAGCGUAAGAACCCCGGAGUCCUGCUCUCCCAGCCCCGCCCCCCAUACAAUCUGGCCGUCUCUUAACGAGCCCCCCAAGCUACCCCACCCUGAUCCUGGUGCUAAAUCGAACUGCUUGCAAGUCGGACCUACCUCAGGGUUGGUAGCUGUCGGGGGGAGGGAGCCCCCCCAAAUCAGUUGCCCCCCAAACAUUAAGCUAGAAAUUUCUCCCCCCCCGCACUCAAUUUUUUUCUCCCCCCCCCCACCCAACAAAAUUGUGUGCGACCUUUUUACUUUUUUUUGUAUAGUAUUUAUUGAAAGGAAACGAACGUACCAAAUAAAAAUCUUCUUUCAAAAUGG